Tupaia belangeri chinensis (Chinese tree shrew) is the source of this 2066-nucleotide messenger RNA. Its product is annotated as multidrug and toxin extrusion protein 2-like. The transcript is spliced from 17 exons. The coding region runs from base 1 to 1821 and encodes 606 amino acids. The record is from RefSeq and is a predicted model, not a curated record. Gene Ontology annotation, cellular component: membrane. Gene Ontology annotation, biological process: xenobiotic detoxification by transmembrane export across the plasma membrane. Gene Ontology annotation, molecular function: xenobiotic transmembrane transporter activity; antiporter activity. NCBI's taxonomy places the organism in Eukaryota, Metazoa, Chordata, Mammalia, Scandentia, Tupaiidae.
AUGGGCAGGAGGAGUGCCGCUCGGUGUGGAGACGGGAACGAUCCCUGCUGCCCUCCAGGCCCGCCCCUCUGCACAGCCGCGGCCGAGACCCCAGCGGUUGCCUGGGACAGCCUGAGCGCCGCCGCCUCCUCCGAGCAGCCCUCCGAGCAGCCCCCAGCUCAGCCCUGCGCCCCGGGCUGGCGCGGUCGUCUGUUGGGCUGGCGGAGCGCGCUGCCCCGCGACCUGCGGCGAGAGGUGGCCGAGAUCCUGGCGCUCGCGGGCCCGGUGUUCCUGGCACAGCUGAUGCUCUUCCUUAUUGGCAUCGUCAGCUCCAUCUUCUGUGGGCACCUGGGCAAAGCGGAGCUGGACGCCGUCAUGCUGGCUGUCUCGGUACGCCGGGUCUGCCCUGUGCGCUGCGGCGUUGUUUAUUUCUGUGUUUGUUCCCACCAGUCCUUUGGAGGCAGGAACCUGAAGCGCGUGGGGAUCAUUCUUCAGAGAGGAAUCCUCAUUCUGCUGCUGGCUUGCUUUCCUUGCUGGGCCGUCUUCGUCAACACCGAGUGUAUCCUCCUGCUGUUAAAACAGGACCCCGAAGUCUCCAGGAUCGCCCAAACCUACGUGAUGAUUUUUAUCCCUGCUCUUCCCGCAACAUUCUUGUUCCAGCUGCAGACAAGAUAUUUACAAAGUCAGGGUAUCAUCAUGCCCCAGGUCAUCACCGGAAUGGUGGCGAAUGUGAUCAACGUGGGCAUGAAUGCCUUCUUGCUGUUCCCCUUGGGUCUUGGCGUUGUAGGGUCUGCCUGGGCCAACACCACCUCCCAGUUCAUCCUGUGUACUCUUAUUUUCCUCUACAUUUGGUGGAAGAAAAUUCACAUCGCCACCUGGGGAGGUUGGACCACAGACUGCUUCCAGGAGUGGGGUGCCUACAUCCGUCUGGCUGUUCCCAGUCUGUUCAUGGUGUGCAUCGAGUGGUGGACUUUUGAGAUUGGAACCUUCCUUUCAGGACUAAUUAAUGUGACAGAGCUUGGGGCCCAAGCUGUCAUUUAUGAGCUGGUCUCAGCAUCUUACAUGGUGCCCCUUGGCUUCGGCGUGGCAGCCAAUGUCCGAGUGGGCAAUGCUCUCGGGGCAGGAAGUGUGGAGCAGGCUCGGAGCUCCUGUGUCGCUGUCCUCUUGUGUUCCAGUGCCUGUUCACUUGUCAUAGGAGUUUUACUCGCAGCUUUAAAGGAUGUGGUUGCCUACAUAUUCACCAGUGACAAAGAUAUCAUUUCCCUGGUGAGCCAAGUGAUGCCUGUUUUUGCUCCCUUUCACCUGUUCGAUGCACUAGCUGCCACCUGUGGGGGAGUCCUGAGAGGUACAGGAAAUCAGAAGAUUGGUGCUAUCUUGAAUGCCAUCGGUUACUAUGUUUUGGGUUUUCCCAUCGGAGUAUCUCUGAUGUUUGCCGCAAAACUUGGGAUCAUAGGCCUCUGGUCUGGAUUGAUGGUUUGCGUCUUCUUUCAAGGCCUUUUCUAUUUGGUGUACAUCUUCAAGACAAACUGGGAGAGAGUUGCAGAGCAGGCACAGGUUCGAGCUGGGCUAAAAAGGAGUAAAGAGACUGUACCUACACCAACAGACCUACCUACCCUGGAAAGAGAAGUAACUGGUGGAGUGAUUUUGCCUGAUAUUAUCAGACCGGAGAGCCAGACCAGCCAACUGAUGGUGCUGGAUGAACACAACCAGUAUGCAGUGCCUACCGUUGGGGAGGCUUUGACAGUGAGACAAUUGAUUUUCUACCGUGGCAUGGCAUUAGCCGUUUCUGUUACGACCUUUAUAGCAGGAAUCUUAAUACGAGUUUUCAAUGACCGUGGAUAAAAUAGAAUUAUCACUAGUCCACAAACUAGAAGUGGUUACUGUAAGCUGGGAGUUGACCUUGUUAUAUGGAUGGGGGUCUCACGCUCAGCCAUGGGUAGAAGAGAUAUCAGUGUGAGGUGUCCUUGCUUAUUAUGAGAAAUUGCACUGUCUUACUGAAGGUCAAGAGAGGAGCUAUAAUUUUAGGUAUGUUUUUUCUCAAAUGUUAUCUUUAUCAUGGUUUCUAAAUCUGUAACGUUGAUUUUCCC